Messenger RNA from Solanum lycopersicum (tomato), 1709 nucleotides. RefSeq lists its product as uncharacterized. The record is from RefSeq and is a predicted model, not a curated record. NCBI's taxonomy places the organism in Eukaryota, Viridiplantae, Streptophyta, Magnoliopsida, Solanales, Solanaceae.
AUUUCACUAUGAAGUCUCCAAGAAUCCAUCUUCACUUGCCUUUCGGUGCCUCCUCAAUUCUUCACCUUUUUCAACACAUUCCCUAAACGCAGCGAUAAUUUUUUAUAGUAGAGCAUUCAGAUAAAUCAGUUUCUUUCUUGGUAAGAGAUCUUGAUUGUAAAUUUCAUGCAUAUAAAAAUCUUUGUUAGAGAAGCUUUUCCCUUUGAGGCAGUGACGAACAUGCACCUAUUAACUUUUAAAAAAAUAAAUUAUGUGAACAUACAUUUAUAUUCCUAAAUAAGGUUCAUAUAAUUAAACGUGCACAUUAUAACAAAUAAUUGAGUUGGCGUGUUGUGCUUCUUUGCAAUUUGUGUGUCUCGAGAUUAAUUCUAGAUGUUGCAUUUUCUUUAAUUAAUAUUUUAGACAUACAAAUUUCUGAUGAAGUAUCAAUAUUUUAAUUAAUUUAUAUCUAUUUUUAUGCGAUAUGAAUCUUGGUAAAAAAAAAUAUGGAGGUGAAAUAAAAGAAACAAUAAGCUUUUUGUGUAGCAAAAUUGAAUGCUCCACUCCACUUUUCCCUAGUAGAUUAAAUUAAUCAAACUUGUUUUUUUCAAUGCAUGGGGUCAGUUUGACGGUUGCAAUUUUCAUUAGUGUAGUAGUUAGAUAUGGACUUUGCUAACCCUAGGCCCCCUCCUCUACCACCCCAUUUGUUUAAAUUCAUCUUUUCCAUAACCCCUAUGCUUUCAAAUUCAUACGUAUUUUUCUUACCAUGGCGAUUGAACUAUGUUCAGAUGAUUCUAGUCCUCGUUUUUCUUUCUCUCACGACAUUUCACAAACAGAUUCUGUUCAAAUUCCAUCAACUAAUUCAUCCUCCUCUACUAUUGAUUUUGAUUUUUGUGUAUUUCAUCAAACCUUUGAUCUUCAAUCUACUUCAGCUGAUGAACUUUUCUGUGAUGGAAAAAUUCUCCCUAUUGAAAUUAAAAGAAAAAAUAUCCCUCCAUCUCUUCCACCAAACAAAAAUUCAGAUCAAAACACGCCCAUAAAAAGUCAUAAAUUGGCCAUACCCAGUCAUAACGCUUACAACGCAAGCGUCAAAAAUCAAAGGUUAUCAACAGAUGAAAAACAGAGCUCAAAGUCAUUUUGGAGAUUCAAGCGUAGUAAUAGUACUAGUAGUUACGUAAGAACUUUAUGUCCUUUACCAAUUCUAUCGCGAAGUAAUUCAACCGGUUCAACUCAGAACAUGAAACACAAACAUCAUUUUCAUAAAUCGCCAUCCUCUGUUUCUUCCUCAGACGGUCAUUAUCAAAAACCUCCAUUGAGAAAAGCUCCAGGUUACAUCAAUGGGAUUAAAAUCAGCCCAGUAUUGAAUGUUCCUCCAGCAAAUUUGUUCGGUUUGAGCUCUAUCUUUUCCAGCAGCAAGGAAAAGAAUAAGAAGAGGUGAUUGAUUAGUGUAGAAGAUAUUUUUCUAAUAUAAUUGUAUUAUGUUAUUUAAAUGAGUUGAUUUUCUCAAUUACAUUAACAUUGUUUGGGGUCACUGAAUGGACAGAAGUUCAUUUUUAUGUUUUUUUUUUGUUUUGUUUGUUUGGAAGAAUAGGUAAAAAUUGCUAUCAGUGUGUGUCCCAUUCUCUGCUCUGAUAUUUUGUUUUUGUGCUUUUGGUUGCUUGCACAUGCUGGGAUUCUAAUUUUAUCUAAUUGGAAUUUGAUUCUUAUAUCAAAAGAGACCAUGGAAAAAA